AUGGAGUAUCACCACACCUCAGAGAUGAACGGUGUAGUUGCAGAUUACCAUAGCAUGUGCAACGAGUCUGAACGCAAUGGUUUGUGCAGAGAAGAGAAGCACUCCGAGGACGCUGCAGAUUCAAACAACCUGUGUCACAUUGAGAAAGCUUACAGCACCAUACUGAGUGAGCUUGGAGAGGACGUGGACCGGGAGGGACUUUUACGUACACCACUACGAGCAGCCAAAGCCAUGCAGUUCCUCACCAAAGGCUACAAAGAAACGACCCAAGAUAUCUUAAACGAUGCAAUCUUUGAUGAAGACCAUGAAGAGAUGGUGAUUGUUAAGGACAUCGAGCUGUUCUCUCUCUGUGAACAUCACCUGGUGCCUUUCUAUGGCAAGGCUCAUAUAGCAUACCUCCCAAAUAAGAAAGUGGUUGGCCUCAGCAAACUUGCAAGAAUUGUUGAGAUCUACAGCAGGAGGCUUCAAGUUCAGGAGCGUCUAACCAAACAGAUCGCUUCAGCCAUCUCUGAGGCGCUGGAGCCUGCUGGAGUGGCAGUGGUGAUUGAGGCUGCUCACAUGUGCAUGGUGAUGAGAGGUGUGCAGAAGAUGAACGCCAGUACUGUUACCAGUGUCAUGCUGGGAAGGUUUUAUGAUGAUCCCAAGGCCAGGAAGGAGUUUCUUACUCUGACACUGAAGAAGUGA
Messenger RNA from Lates calcarifer (barramundi perch), 684 nucleotides. Its product is annotated as GTP cyclohydrolase 1-like. Gene Ontology annotation, biological process: tetrahydrobiopterin biosynthetic process; tetrahydrofolate biosynthetic process. Gene Ontology annotation, cellular component: cytoplasm. Lineage: Eukaryota; Metazoa; Chordata; Actinopteri; Centropomidae. Bases 1 to 684 code for a protein of 227 amino acids. Gene Ontology annotation, molecular function: GTP binding; GTP cyclohydrolase I activity; zinc ion binding. The record is from RefSeq and is a predicted model, not a curated record. The transcript is spliced from 6 exons.